Messenger RNA from Verticillium dahliae VdLs.17, 825 nucleotides. Its product is annotated as rhamnogalacturonan acetylesterase. The record is from RefSeq and is a predicted model, not a curated record. Bases 1 to 825 code for a protein of 274 amino acids. Gene Ontology annotation, molecular function: hydrolase activity. Lineage: Eukaryota; Fungi; Ascomycota; Sordariomycetes; Glomerellales; Plectosphaerellaceae. The transcript is spliced from 2 exons.
AUGCUUUUCUCAGCACUUUUUGCCACAGCGGCUCUCGCACCCAGCUUCGCUCUGGCUGCACCGCUUUCUGUGGAGCCAAGGGCGACUACGAAGAUAUUGAUAUCUUCCGAUAGCACGACCGCCAACUAUGCCACUGGAAAUGCUUUGCAAGGAUGGGGCUAUUAUCUGAACACUUACACGACACUGGACGUCCGUAACUUGGCCAGAAACGGGCGCUCCACUCGGAGUUUCAUCAACGAAGGCUUGUGGUCGUCUCUGUUGGCCUCGACAGCUCAAGGCGACUAUGUGCUGAUAGAAAUGGGCCACAAUGACGACGGCGACCCGACGGCUGUUGGAACGACGGCCGCGGACCGUGCCACGCUGCCAGGCAUAGGCGAAGAAACCAAAGUCGUCACCACGAGCACCGGCGCCAAAGAGACUGUCCACACGUUUGGCUGGUACCUGCGCGAGAUGAUUGCAGAUGUCAAGGCCAAGGGCGCCACGCCCAUCAUCUCCGGCAUGGUCAACAGGAACUACUGGAAUGGUAACACGUUGCGCACCGACUGGCCGUUUGCGACGUAUGCUCAGCAGGUGGCCAAGGCCGCGGGUGUCGAGUACCUCGAUCACACAAAGUACUCCGUCGCGCUCUUCCAGUCCUUCGGCCCGACAAAGGCCAAGACGUAUUUCCCCAACGACAACACCCACACCAACUGGGACGGCGCAAAGCUGAACACGCAGACAUUUGUGCGGAGUGUAAAGUGCAAGUGUGGUGGUACAAGCAAGCUGGCCCAAUAUCUCAAUGCUGCUGCCAAUGCUCUUCAGACACCGGCAUGCCAAGCUUGCUAG